CUGCAAACACAUCAAAUAGUAAAUUUCAAAUGACUUUUAAGCUUUUCUUCUGUAUCUUUAUUUAUUGCGAGGAAGCGGAAAUCAGUUUAUGAGAAUUUUGAACACAGCGAUCCUUCAUCCGUACCAAUUUGUUUAACAUUUUGCGUUGCGACGUUUUACAGAGUACACGCCGUACGCACUGCUAGUUCGAUAUCAUUCAGAUCUCUAUCCUACAUUAGAAUGGGUCGUAUGCAUUUCAGUUGCAUAAUGUAUCACCAAACUUUGAAUUUUUCGUCAUAUCUUAAUAUCUACAUAUCAAUUUUCUCUAAUAAUUUAAUCCUAAGUACCAUCACAGAAUGAUAAAAUCAGCCCAGCUUGUACUUAUCAUAUUUCUGAUAAAGCUCCACACCUACAAUACUGAUUUAAAUACUAACCCAGUAUCUUCAAUAGCACCGGAUUAUGACUAAUCCGUCCAAAAUUAAACCACUCUCAAUUGUGACCAGGCAAUAAAGGGGGCUGUUGUACAAACAAUUAUGUUGAUAAAUUAAUAAUUCUAAUAAUGAAGUUUGUGACGUUAAGACUGAAGCGCCGAAGGACCGCUCCAUUUUAUAUUUUCAUAGCUUCUUUUGUUUUGUUAUGUGUUAUUCUUGUGACGAUACACAAUAACCAACACGAAAAUGGGGACAUUAUUUCAGUCUCCAGAAGUGCAGGACAGAGCGAGCCAGAUGACAGAUUAAAUUUCGAAUAUUCUAUUUCACUGGAGGCAACUGAUGUUGAUCGCUUAGAUAAGAUAAAUGAAACGUCAAAUAGUAUCCAUGAUCUGGAUGGACAACUUGUGUCACGAGUUAUGGACGAAUCUACACCAAUUUCUGAAGAAAAAAUUGACCAGGAAAUUCAGACGGAGACAUAUGUGACAAGUGUGGAGGAAAAUUUGUUGCCAGAACUUAAAGAUGAUGUAAUUUCAAAUGUUGAAACUGAGGAACCGGAAAAUAAUCACAAAACUGAAUUUCAAAAUUUUCUCCAGGAAAGUCUUUCGACACUGCUUGCUGCAAUAGGAAACACAAUCCGACCUAUCAGCAAAGAAGAUGCUUUGGCCAAACAAAGAGACAGGAUUCAACGGUCCUUGCAGAACUAUAGCAGAGAUGAAGCAGGGGAAGAAUUUAAUUUAUCAAGAUACCAGAUUCAAGAAGGUGGAAGUCCCAUUCGCAAUGUAAUUUUUACUACAUGGAGAUCUGGUUCAACAUUUCUUGGAGAAGCUAUUAGCAGUUACCCCUCAAUGUUUUAUCACUACGAACCGCUUUUACAUUUUGAAAUUGUGCAGGCACGAUCUUCGCCACUAGCGGAUGAAGGGUUACGUGUGAUAAGACAACUUCUCGACUGCAAUUAUACAGAUUUACGAGACUAUAUAAAUUAUGGCAAACGUCACAUAAAUCUCCAUACACAUAACUUCCGCCUGUGGAGGCAUUGUAAAAACAAUCCCGAGCUUUUGUGUGGAGAUCCAGAUUUUUUGUCAAGAAUGUGCCAAAUGUUUCCAUUUCAAAUAAUGAAGACUGUGAGAAUGCGACUUCGAUAUGCAGAAUCUUUACUACAAGACCCUAAGCUAGAUGUUCGAAUACUGUUUUUAGUUCGAGACCCCAGAGGAACUUUGAAUUCUAGGAAAAAUCGGGAUUGGUGUCCUACGAAUCCAGACUGUUUCCAACCCUCCAGUCUCUGUUCUGAUCUGGUGGAUGACUACCAAGCUGCAGCCUCUCUGCGCGAAAAAUUUCCAGAUAGGUUUUUAAUGGUUCGCUACGAAGACAUUUCCAUGAAUCCGUUUUCUGGAAUGAAGCGUGUCUUGAAUUUCUUCCGGCUGAAAUAUCAUCCACAUGUUGAUGCCUAUAUUCGAACCCAUACGACGAAUACAAUGGGUGGAGUCUCCAGCACCUUCCGCCACUCAAAGUCAACCCCAUUUCAAUGGAUCAAAUACUUUGCAGACGGCAAUAAUACUGAAGAAUUGGAGCAUGUUGAGGAACAAUGUGGAAAGGCAAUGCAACUCUGGGGAUAUGCCCCCUUGGAUUUGGACACCAGCAAUAAUGCUACCGAGUCCAUGAUAUUGUUGAAAGCUCCAUGGCCGGAAAUGGUCCUCGCACCAGAUGACGAGCUCAACACUAGUGAAAAUCAUCAAGUGUCACCUGAAAGGUGACCCAGAUCUCACAAUUAGAAGAAUGAAGUCUAAAUAAUUUGUUGGUUGUUUUAAGAAUAUUAAUUUAUCGUCGUUUAAAUGUAGCAAUAAAAGCGUAUGUUCUACAAAAA
This is a messenger RNA of Folsomia candida, 2271 nucleotides long. Its product is annotated as carbohydrate sulfotransferase 4. NCBI's taxonomy places the organism in Eukaryota, Metazoa, Arthropoda, Collembola, Entomobryomorpha, Isotomidae. Gene Ontology annotation, molecular function: N-acetylglucosamine 6-O-sulfotransferase activity. Gene Ontology annotation, biological process: N-acetylglucosamine metabolic process; sulfur compound metabolic process. Bases 539 to 2161 code for a protein of 540 amino acids. The record is from RefSeq and is a predicted model, not a curated record. The transcript has 8 exons.